CGGGUGUCAAUCUGCAAAACUCGCCUGCUGAUUGGUUAAGGGGGUGCCAAUCUUCCAAACUAGCCAGUUGAUUGGCUCUGGCAGGUGCCCACAGGGAACCACCCCCCAGCUGAAAACGAGACUUGGUUAAACCAGGACAGGAUCCUGCCUCCCCUUCCACUCCAGGCCCUAGCCCUGACUGCCAGCCAGGGUAUCUCUUUGUGGAGUCAUGGCUUUGUUACAGAUAUUCCCAAUGGACUGACAAUUGUCCAUUAACAACUAAAAUGAAAUUCUCUGAGAGCUGCCAUGUGCACGGGGAAGUGUUCAAAGUGCAUUGGGAUCACUCUCUUCCCACUGGCAGUAUGUGCCAUUGUCUCCAACAUUCUCCUGUACUUCCCCAAUGGACAAGUACUGCAGCUCAGCGAGAUAACUGAUUUGGUUUGGUUUUUCCACGGCAUUCUGGGAGCUGGGAUACUGGUUAUUUUGCCGGCAUUCAUGAUGCUGGGAGCAGGUGGAGCAGGAUGUUGCGCUAACAGAUGUGGGAUGCUGCUGUCAGUGAUCCUGUCUGUGAUGGGAUUCGCAGGAGGAGCAUAUUGUGUGGUCAUCUCUUUGUUGGGGCUGAUUGGGGGUCCUCUGUGUGACACAGGUGAUGGAGAAUACCUCUACCCUUUCAGGAAUGACACUCUGGAAGAGAAUUAUUUGUUUAACCAGACAACAUGGACUAUUUGCAAACAACCUGAAAACAUCAUCCUUUGGAAUAUCGUCCUGUUCUCUAUUCUCCUGGUCAUUGGUGUGAUUGAAACUAUUCUUUGUUUCAUUCAAGUCAUCAAUGGACUCACUGGCUUCAUAUGUGGCACAUGUAUGAGGAGAAGAAAGACAAAUAUUUCUGGAAUGUGAAUGACCUACAAGGAAUGCCAAGACAAGCCCCAAAAUGCUGAUUCACAUACAAUAAGGAUAGUGCACUGUGCUGUUUUAUUUAUGGGGGGACGACAAAAAAAAAAACAAUGUUCAGGUGUUUUACAGGGCAAAAUUAUUUUUUAUUAAGAAGUCAGGGUGGAAAAGGGCUAGAUCAUUUCAGUCUGAGACUCCACAUUUUCAUCUCUCUAAACAUACCUACUAAACCUCAGGAACUGGCAAAAACAUUAAUCUGUCUGGCCCUUACUGCUGUACUUGUGUAUAAAGCACAAGACAAAAGAUAAAAGAUCACCACUUGCCCUCUCAUGUGUGUGGGAAAUGGAGCUGUUGUUAAUUUAUCAGCUGCAUGAAGCGGGCGCUCUCUGGCUGAUGUAAAUAAUGUCCUGUGCUCCCCAAAUCUCACCAUGAGCUCACCUGUCUGUUCCUAUUAAUUUUCGAAUGGGGCACUCAGAGAUUUGCAUGAGGAUGAGCAGAGAGUGUAUUGAGCAGUGUUUGAGACACUGCAGAGGAAACUGAAGAACAUGGGUUUCAGCCUCUUUCUGCCAUCCUGGAGCCAGAUCCCCUUGCCAAAACUCAGGGCACUUCUAAAUCAGUUCUUCAGGAGCAUCUGAGAAUUGUGGCAGCCUUAGAGGAAAAUUAGGGUCACCACAGUAGGGUUUGCAACAAGACUUUAGAAAUGUCUGGUUUAACAAAAGGGUGAAGAACCUCACCACCAAUUUUGCCUUCAUGAAACUGCCUAUGAAUUUCACUAACUUCCACACAGGUCUGUAUGGCUGCCCUAGAAUAGAGCACAUGGAUCAAGGAAUUAACUCACCAAAGAUAAACAAAGAUAUAUGUAGUAAUUAUUUGCAGCUUAGUAAUAAAUAGAAGAUAUAAUCUGAAGGCAGUAAAUUGCAUCAGCUUUAGUUUUUUAGCAACAGCAAUAGCAAUCAAGAACUGCAUAAUUCCCUAUCAUCACUGAAGAGCAAACUCUUGAUCUUGAGCUAAUGUCCAUGACUGGGAAGUUUCAGGAAACUCAUCAUUCCAGUGACUUCCUUUCACGAAACAACACUUCCUCAAAGGUUAAUUCUUGGACAUGAACUGUCAGCCAAACCGUGAAAUAAUCUUUACCCAACCCAAAUGCAUAUAGGCAGCUAUGAAAACCUGAAUAUAUUUAAAGCACUUGGAGCCUAUUUUUCCUGAUUUCUGUUUUCUCAAAGUUGUUUGUAUUUCUGCACUGUAGCAUGGGAGCAAGCUCUUUAAAUACACUUAUUGCAGACAUAUGUGGCUGCUUGUGCUGUCCUUUAAUGCAACAUGCAAAAUGCUUCAUAUUCUCCUUUAUAUAAAAUGGAGAUGAAAAGGCCAAUUGCCUAUUUGAGGAGCAUAUGCACCUUGGAGCAUAGUUUCACCCCCAGAAGGAGAAAAAUUAACCUGUAAAAUUUAAAUGCAACUUCUGUAAAGAAGAAAGCAUAAGACUUGUUGAAGUUUGCAAUCCAUCACUAGGUGCAUCCAAACUUGCCAGGUGGCUCAAAAAGCUCAUGUUCUUUGCCAGCAGUGAAGCAUGGACGGUGCAACCAUAGCAGACAGCAAACCAGGAAAAGAGUUAAAGAGGCAGUGGGAAGAAAGGAUAUUUGCAGGUAGUCAGCUGGAGAGAGGCUCCUUCAUCAGCACAGGGCCUCUGUGAACUCUUCAUGGUCCCUUAAUACCCACCCUUCCUCAUCCCUUAGUUUUGACUCCCUGACUCUCAUCUCUGGGAUAAAGCCAACUUUGGCUGUGGUAGCACCAGGAGAGGAAGAGAUAGCCGCUGGCACACCUCCAGCACAAAAAAAUAAGUGCCCUGUGCUGCUGCCAUCUGCUUGUUCCAGGCUGUCCUGCCCUGGGGAUGUCUGUGUACUCCUGGAAACACCCUCUGUCCUGCAAAUUGUGUGACCACUGGCCUCACUGAUAUAUGUAAAUAUUAAAUAUUGCUAUUCUGAACUUAUUUUCUGGCUUGAUUUGUGUGGUCUGAAGGGCUUGUGAGCUCAAACUACCUCCACUAGGAAGAUAAAUGGAAUAACAGAUAAAGCAGAGUUAAAUAAUCUGACUUGAAUCACCAUGAGGAAGCUUCUUCUAAGGUAGGCAUCAAGAUACACAGGCCAUGGGGAGAGGCAGCCUUCCCCCAGUCCACACUGAAAGAGAUGCCUAAGGCAAGUGGGAGGCAUUGCCUUUCUAAAAAAGGUUCAGUUGUCCACCAUGGACAGGAACUUCUGGUGCCUUUUGAAGUGCAGCAAAGAACCCAGGCACAGAUGUCCAGAGAUCCAAGAGUCCAAUCUGGCGAUAACAACAUGAAGGUGUGGCUGACUGAAGAAAACAGCUGUCUCUUGCAAACACAAGGAUGCUAAAAAUUCAUUCAGUGAAAAUACAUAAAGGUGACUAAAAUUAGAUUAAAUUACUUCAGAUCAUGCUUUUUUGGAUCCCCCAAAUCACCUUUUACAUGAGUCAAAGCCUGUGCUCUCAGAAGUGACACCAGAGCCUUCUCUAGGAGCCAGCCAGCACAUUGCAACAGGGGCAGCUCCUCAUGACAAGCACUGCAAGGAGACUUGUGAACCCAAGCUCUUCUGGUGGGCAAGGCUUCAAAUGAAAAUGUCUGCAUAAUACUAAAUAUAAUAAAAACCUUGAUUUGAACAGGGAGUUGACUUGACUGAAGAUAUGCUUCAGAAUUAGGAUUACUACAGAUUUUAAAUUAU
Messenger RNA from Passer domesticus (house sparrow), 3599 nucleotides. RefSeq names its product transmembrane 4 L6 family member 1-like. Gene Ontology annotation, cellular component: membrane. The transcript is spliced from 6 exons. The record is from RefSeq and is a predicted model, not a curated record. Bases 286 to 876 code for a protein of 196 amino acids. NCBI's taxonomy places the organism in Eukaryota, Metazoa, Chordata, Aves, Passeriformes, Passeridae.